UAGCUUCGUGAGUCGUGACUACAGCGCAUCUGCCCCCUAUGGGCCCCGCCAUGGACGAUAUUCCCGCCAACGAGAGUAGUGAGAUAAGCCGACUUCUGUUGGCCGCGGGGAAUGCUCAGUCUGGUCAACGUGCAUGUGGUAUCAGCGGACUAUAUAUGCCCGCCCAUAUCAUCAUAUGCACCUCACAUCAUCCCUCAGACCUUCACGAAGCUUCAAGAAUACGUUCUCUGCUUCCUUCAGCAGUAUCAGAAGUGUUGGGGGUUUAUAAUCUCUUUUCAAAGCCGUGCCUCUCCCAAAUCUAUACCAUCCAUCAGACGUCAUGUCUUCUGAUUCGGAGGAGUCGUCGUUUUGGUCUCGCAGCGACGAAUAUCUCCUCAAGACCGGCGUGCCUUACUCCCCCAUCAUUGUCACCAAAGCCCAAGGUACCAGGCUCUACGAUGCCGAGGGCAAUAGUAUGCUCGACUUCACGUCGGGCCAGAUGAGCUCCCUCCUGGGCCACUCCCACCCAGAGAUUGUCCAAGUGGUCAGGGACUCGAUCGGCGAGCUCGACCACCUCCUCUGCAACAUGAUCACGCACCCGGUGGUCGACCUCGCCGAGCGGCUAGGCCGCCUCCUGCCCCGGCCGCUGCAAAAGUCCUUCUUCCUCAACACGGGCUCGGAGACCAUCGAGGCGGCCAUCAAGAUGGCCAAGUGCUACACGGGGAAAUUCGAGAUCGUCGCCUUCUCCGCCAGCUACCACGGGCUGACCCAGGGCGCGGGCUCGGCCACCUACACGGCGGGCCGGAAGCACGGCGGCCCCGCGAUGCCGGGCCACCUGGUCUUCCCCGCGCCGUACGCCUACCGGUCGCCGUUCCGCAAGCCCGAUGACGGCGGGUCGUACGACUGGGAAGCGGAGCUCGAGUACGGCUGGUCGCUCAUCGACCGGCAGAGCGUGGGGUCCCUGGCGGCCUUUGUGAUGGAGCCCAUCCUCUCGACGGGCGGCAUCCUCGACCUGCCGGCGGGGUACCUGAGGCGCAUGAGCGAGGAGUGCAAGAAGCGCGGCAUGCUCCUCAUCCUCGACGAGGCGCAGACCGGCGUGGGGCGGACGGGCAAGAUGUUCGCGUUCCAGCACGAGGAGGAGGGCGGCGGCGUGGUGCCCGACAUCCUUGCGCUCUCCAAGACGUUGGGGUGCGGCUUGCCCCUCGCGGCGGUGUGCACGACGGCCGAGAUCGAGCGCGGGUGCCGGGAGGCUGGGUUCCUGUGGCUGACGACCCAUAUCAACGACCCGCUUACGGCGGCGGUGGGGAAUAAGGUGCUCGAGAUUGUGGAGCGGGAUGACGUGUGCGGACUGGCGGCCGAGCGGGGGGCGCAGCUGCGGGCCGGUCUCUUGAAGCUGAAGGAGAAGUACUGGUGCGUGGGUGACGUCCGGGGGAAGGGCUUGCUCCAGGGUAUCGAGAUCAUCUCGGAUGUGACGACACGGGCUCCCGGCACGGAUAUCGGACAUGCCGUCUCGGAUCGUGCCAUGGAGUUGGGCUUGUCGUGUAACAUUGUCAACUUGCCGGGCAUGGGAGGCGUUUUCCGCCUGGCGCCGCCGGUGACGGUCACGCCGGAGGAGAUUGAGGAGGGCAUCCGGAUUUUGGAUGAAGCUUUUGCACAUGUCCUCAAGGAGGGAAAGUUGGCUAAUGGGACGGCAUAGCUGAGAGAUAAUUAGAUUGACCGGAACACAUGGUUGGCGUCGGAGGCAUAGUAGAGAUUAUAGAAUGCAUGAUGCAUCUGCGGCUGGUCGAGUUCUUCAUCGGUCUUUGGCGUAAUGACUCCGAUGAUGCUGCAUGCUCACCCCUCAUUCUUCGUGUCAGUUCUGGGCACCAAAAGGCAGUAUCUCGUCACACAAGCAGCAAGCCUCCAGGCUCCAGGGUCUGGGACUCUGGGCGACCAUGAACUUUGAAGUCGAGGACGAGUCACGAGAGGGAUUUCUCCGGGAAUGGUCCGAAUGGAGGCGACGACAUGGCGGUGGAGAUGGUUACGAAACGGAUUGAGGCCCAUAGCUGUGAUUUACUCUGAAAUUCACUGUAAACCGUUGAGUCUUGG
This is a messenger RNA of Sodiomyces alkalinus F11, 2067 nucleotides long. RefSeq names its product 2,2-dialkylglycine decarboxylase. Gene Ontology annotation, molecular function: pyridoxal phosphate binding; transaminase activity. Lineage: Eukaryota; Fungi; Ascomycota; Sordariomycetes; Glomerellales; Plectosphaerellaceae. The record is from RefSeq and is a predicted model, not a curated record. The transcript has a single exon. The coding region runs from base 320 to 1675 and encodes 451 amino acids. Gene Ontology annotation, cellular component: mitochondrion.